Fomitopsis serialis is the source of this 2433-nucleotide messenger RNA. RefSeq lists its product as uncharacterized. The coding region runs from base 1 to 2433 and encodes 810 amino acids. The record is from RefSeq and is a predicted model, not a curated record. The transcript is spliced from 15 exons. Lineage: Eukaryota; Fungi; Basidiomycota; Agaricomycetes; Polyporales; Fomitopsidaceae.
AUGCAGCGCAACUCGCUGUACACCGUCCCCAACCCGCGCUCCAGUGCUGGCGCCCUGGGUAAACGGGAAAUGGGAGCAUUGCCACUGCGGCAGCAAGGCAAGACGACCCAGCUACGAGGUGUACCGAUGGCGAGGCAGGUCAAGCACGAUGCUCGGGGUAUGGGCAAGCGGGUCACCCGGUCGGACGCAGCCGAACAAGCUUCCGAGAACCCGAGGACCACUAGAUCGACCAAGAGCCAGGGCGCAGGCGGCUCCAAGAAAAACACUCAGCCCGCAAAACGCAAGGCGAGCGAGGCGGUAGCUAAGAAGAAAACACAGGAGAUGACGAAGGAGAAACGCACUGAGGUACGGAAGAAUGUGUCGAAGAUGAUGGACGAAGAAAACAAAUCAUCCACUGAUGAAGAGCUACCAAAAGCAAAAAAGAAGAAGCGCGCCGUGAUGGAGGACGAGGAGGUGGAAGAUGACGAGCAGGAUAAGGCGGGUGAAGGCACACCGGAGGAUGUGGAGAUGGACGAUCACACGACUCAACAGCGUAAAGCUGCUCGACCCAAACCGAAACCCGCGUACGGUAAAUUUGCAAGACCCAAGACGUCCUUGGAUCCCGCCGAGGAAGAUUUUGUGGGAAUACUAGUCAGAGGACGGCGUGAAGCCCGUGGGGACACUGGCAGUAGUAGCAAGAGAAGUGAGCUGAAGUCCGCCAUACCUAAGUCUGCCAAAUCUGCCGGUGGCAAGUCGCCCCAUGGUACUGCCAAGUCUGCUGGUGGCAAGUCGCCCCAUGGUACUGCCAAACCGAAAGCGCUGUCGGCGAGUGGAAAGGACAAGGGCAAAGGCCGAGCAACGGACAAGGAUGACGCGGUCAGCAGUGAGCAUGAGCUCGAAGAAGACGGAGUCAGCGAUGGCGAAGGCAAGAAUGAGAGCGAAGUUGAUGAGGAUGAGAUCGAUGAAGAUGAGGUCGAGGAUGAAGAUGAGGGCGAGAGUGGGGACGAGGCCGAGGCUGACGAUGUAGAGUCUCAAGAGUCGGAGGAUGAGGGUGACGUGAUACUCGUGUCCGAGACGAAGGCGAAACCCAAGCCGGCUCUCACCAACUCGACGGGUGGUGAACGAGACAGCAGAAGUCGCGCCAAGGCCGCGCAGAACUGUCUGCGACUACGCAUUGCGCUAAAUUCGGCGUGGACGAAGGAGGCUUCAGUCGCGUCCAUACGGCUGCCAAAGAGGGAUGUACUAAUCAGUGACAGUGUUCGCAACGCUUAUGACAGACGAGGGACUGGCGAACAUGCUGCCGACAUCAAGGCCGCGUUCCGGCUGCUGGAAGGCCCGAAGAAAGACAAGAAGAAAGCGGGUCGCGGCGCGAGCUCGGAUGAUGAUGAGGACCCGGAACGAGCCGUGUUGAGAGCGAACACCUACGCCGUGGUCUGGACUUGCGCAUCACAAACUCGGAACGAGCUCAAGAGGAAGGCGAAGCAAGUGAUAGAGCAGACCUUCAAGCUUGGCGGGCUGUCAGUCGCUCAAAGGACCGAGGUCGUCGUUUGGCUUCUCGAGACGCACCCCACGAGUAUCACUUCGACCGGAAGAAAAACCUGGAUCGAGAGGGUCGAGCCCACGGAGCCAUUCCGAAACGAAUGCAUCCCUGAGCUCGUCUACCAGUACUACGGCCUGGCAGGACGUGGCGAUGCGAACAUUAAUGCGGCCCUGGACGAGUUCAGCAAGGUGCCCUUCAACCUCAUCGCCCUCGCGUGCAACGCGAUUGAAGCGGCGUUGAUGGAGGUGGUGGCGCACAACCAGUCGAUCUUCUUCUCCAGCAAGCUAUUCGUGGGCAAGUGGGAUGGUACAAUGGCCAUUCUAGAGACUCUGGAAGAGCGCGCGGGCGAGUACCUCAAAGAGACGCAGGAGCUCAUAUGGAAGCACAUCAGCAAUCGUCUUAACGCUGGCCCCAACGCAGUCAACGCAGUCGAGGUGACGAUGGUCAGCGAUGAGGAGCCGCGCAGCUUCAUCCCGAUGCUCCAGUUGCGCGCAUCAAAGCCGCAGAGCAGCGGCAACGAGCCCGCCGGCAUGUCGAAGGCUGCGACGAAGCCGUCGUCGAGCACAGCAAAGAAGGGCAGUCAACCCACCACGACAUCGACCGCGGGCAGGCCGUCCAGCUCGUCGAAGAGCGCGAAGACACAGGACUCGUCACAGGCGGCGAAGAAUCCACCCAGUCCAUCGAGGAAGACUCGUGGUGCAGGAGCGUCGACUUCGAUGUCGAGGAGGAAGCACCGACGGCGCGACUCUGACGGCUCUGACGGCGGCGAAGUGGGUGGACAGGGCGAGACUGAGGACGAAGGGGGCAUCGGAGUCACUGGCGAGGGCGGUGAAGGGGCUCAGGCUGAGAUCGAUGAACUCCACGGGUCCGGAGAAGACCCUGCCAGUGGCACAUCCACGAAUGGCGGGGCUUGA